AUGUCGGUCGAACCCAAACAAACGGUAUACAUUAAUAACAUAAAUGAUAAGGUGUCAAUCAAUAAAGUGAAAUCUGUGCUAACUAUCCUCCUCCAGCAAUUCAGACCAACAAAUAUUUCCCUUGCUAAAACCCUCAGACUCAAAGGACAAGCAUUUGUUACAUUUGAGACCAUCGAUGAUGCAUCCAAAGCGAUUCAAAGCUUGAAUAAUCAAGAGUUAUUUAGUAAAUGCAUAAAUGUCACUUUCGCCAAACUGAAUAGCGAUACACUACUAGACAAGAAAGAAUUAAAACGUAUCAGAAAAGUACGACAUGAUGAACACAAGAUUAAAAAACAACCACAGACCAAUUCCAAAUCCAAAACUAAGAUCACCAAAUCGACUGCUGCUGGUAAGAAUAAGACAAAGAAGCAAAGUCAAGUUGAUGUUCAAAGCUGGAAGACCUUGCCACCAAAUCGUAUACUUCUAUUGCAAAAUAUCAGUUCAUCCUCACUUAUCACCAAGGAAGCAAUCGAUGAGUACUUUCGAAGUUAUGCAGGGUUUGAAAUGGCUAGAUUUGUUGCCACGAGACACUUGUCGUUUAUUGAGUUUGAGAACGAGGAUAUUGCAAUGGAAUGUUUACAAUCAGUUGAUGAAGACGACAUGAGGGGAAAAUUUGGUGAUGAUAUUGUGUUUUCGUAUGCGAAAAAAUAG
This is a messenger RNA of Lodderomyces orthopsilosis Co 90-125, 690 nucleotides long. RefSeq lists its product as uncharacterized. The transcript has a single exon. The record is from RefSeq and is a predicted model, not a curated record. Lineage: Eukaryota; Fungi; Ascomycota; Pichiomycetes; Serinales; Debaryomycetaceae. Gene Ontology annotation, cellular component: nucleus; cytoplasm. Bases 1 to 690 code for a protein of 229 amino acids. Gene Ontology annotation, molecular function: mRNA binding.